GGUUUUUUUCGCCUUUGGCCACUAGCUUCUGCCGGUCUCGCACAUUGCAUUGAACGCCCCAUCGUGUGCGUGCGCGGCUGUUUACCGUGGUCACUGCCUUGGCUUUCUCCGUGGAGACGCCCGUCUUUUAAAUAUUUAUUUAUUCUUUUUUUUGUUGUUUUGAAAGUACUUGUGCGUGUCACGUUCUUUUUGGGGCCGCUUUACUGCUGCGUCGAAGCCUCGUCAUGCAGCCGCGUCGCUCCAAGGUGGUGCCCGACCCGCUGGUGUACCCCGACAAAGCCAACAACGCGAGCAAUGGAGGGCCCACAGAAGUCGGUGCGGUCACCGCCGGCAACGGCGUGCCGCGGCCCCGUCUCUGCCGUGUUCCCUCGCCCCCCAGCAUACAACCCUCGACAACACCGAUGAGCACUGCGGAGCCGUUCUCCCCUGGCUUGAACGUUUACCGCAGUGGCGGAGGCGCAGGAAUCACUGCCUCUAUCUCCCCCAAAACAACCGUGCUGGUGGACCACCACGUGACGAACACCGGCGCCGUGGUGCGGCUGGAGCAGGUGGAUUAUAGUAAGGCGAUGCGCGCCUAUCGUGUGUGUCGACAGGAGGGAGGGGUUACACCCUACGACGCAAGGCGCAGCAGCAGUCGCAGCAGCAACAGCAUUUCAGCUGGCGGUGCAGCCGCGUCUGCACGGUCCGGCUCACCGAUCAGCAGCGCACCCGGCUCUGCGGCUACCACGUCGUGUACGAGUAGCAACGGGCCCUCCGCAGCGAGUCCGACGACGGGCGGCACUUUGUCCACCGUAGGUUUGAACGGCAACAACGCCAACGGCAUCAACCACAGCCGAAGUGCAUCCGGCCUCAAUGCGGGCGGCGCACCCAACCAGUGUCCUGUUUCUUGGCGUGUGGUGCUGCUGCGCCUCUUUGGCGCGGCGGACAUGGUGCUCGUGGCCACCGCCGUGGCAUGUUUCUUAGUUCUCGUCUCCCGUCUGCAUGCGUCUCAGCAAAUGAGGGGCAGAGGGAACCACAUCAUCAGCGGCAACGGCGGUGGUGGUGCGGGUGGUAGAGGCGGUGUCUCGACGUCGUGGGUGAUGUCGCUGCUGGCGAGCCUCAUAGGCCGCUACGUUGGCGCUCGAGUAGGUGCGACCGGCUUCGAUGCAGCAAAGGGGGAGUCGCCGUCGCUGAUCAGCGAGGACAAAGCGAGCACGCGUGCGGUCGCGACGCACAAUUCCGGCAGCGCACUGGUCCCCACGCCCACCGUCGCCGCCUCUUCCUCGUCCUCGUACACCCAGGCGACGCACGCGGCAGCGCUCGACGUCACCGUGACGAUCGUGCUGUUCUUCUUUUCCGUAGUGCUGCUCGCGAAGCGGCUCAGCAGCGCGUUCUCGCGGGUUUAUGUGGAGGAGGUACUCGUGAUGCGGGGCGUCGGCCUGCAGUUUGCCUCCUACGGCAUCUUCCACACGCUGCGGUAUAAAGUGUUUGUCGACCUGCAGAUGCUGCGCUCGCUCGUUAUUCAUGACGCCUUUGCCCGCUAUCAGCCGAUCUUUUACCUCUCGUCGUCUGUGGAGAACCGGGCGGAGCGGGUGGUGUUUUUCCCGGAUACGCUGCCGCGGCUGGCGGUGCUGCGGCCCGUGUUGAACGGGAUACGCGGCGUGCUGUACGGCGAGCCGGAGGAGGGCCCGAGCUUGGCGGAGUUGGAGGAGUGCUGGAACACGUCGUCGCGUGAGAUAUCAGAUGACGAGCCGUUCACGGAGGACAGCUUCGCGUAG
Molecule: messenger RNA, 1757 nt
Organism: Leptomonas pyrrhocoris
Lineage: Eukaryota; Euglenozoa; Kinetoplastea; Trypanosomatida; Trypanosomatidae
Exons: 1
Coding region: 225-1757 (510 amino acids)
Biological process (GO): GPI anchor biosynthetic process
Cellular component (GO): glycosylphosphatidylinositol-N-acetylglucosaminyltransferase (GPI-GnT) complex
Source: RefSeq, a predicted model, not a curated record